AUGAAUCUUUUAGAGUCUUCUAUUAAUGAAUACUUGGGUGAAGAAUUUAUUCUGGAUCCUUUAAUAGAUAAUUAUUAUUUUCAAUCAGAUACAACUCACCCCACUUUUUCAGUGGGUUUUGAAGAAGAUAACAUUUAUUCAUGUGACAAUGUCCAAACUUUUCAAGAAGAUUCAGAUUUUAUUGAGCACUUUGACCAAAACAACUUAGGUUUAAACUGGGAUGACAGCUAUUUAUUUGAUCAGAAAAGACACAAGGAACUAAAAGACUUUACUUUGGAACUUGCUUCAGAUCCUUCUCCAAAUUCUGAAUUUCUUUUCAAAGUGGUUGAAAUCCUAAAUUCCGCUCUAGAAGACAAAUUUAAAGUCCUGGAUUCUCAAGUAUCUCCUUUUGUUGAAUAA
This is a messenger RNA of Cryptosporidium ubiquitum, 399 nucleotides long. RefSeq lists its product as uncharacterized. The coding region runs from base 1 to 399 and encodes 132 amino acids. The transcript has a single exon. NCBI's taxonomy places the organism in Eukaryota, Apicomplexa, Conoidasida, Eucoccidiorida, Cryptosporidiidae. The record is from RefSeq and is a predicted model, not a curated record.